AUGCUGCUGUUCUGGGGGUUACUGCUGUGUUGGGGGUUGUUGCCUCAGACCCGAGGGGAGGCCCAGCACCUGCUCUUCCAUCGGAUCAGCAUAGAUCAGCUAGAAACAGACAUUUCAGACAUGUUCUCAAAGAACCACGUCCUGGAGCGCAUGACCAAGAUACCUGUGACCGGGGACAUGAGUAAAGGGAUGCCCAUCCUGGAUCACCUGCCCUUCGUCAGAGAAAACCUCUCCAAGAAGAAAACGGGCCUUGACCUGUCAAUAGUUGGGGACCUGCUCUCAGGGAAGAAGCUUCCAGUGGUGGAGGAGCUGAUCAGGGCAGGCGGGUUGGUCAUAGAAGAUGCCAAAGGACCCGAGGUCACCCUGGAAAUCUUGAGCUACAGCCUGCUGCAAGUCACAUUACGCUGCAAACUGUAUGUCUCACUCCAGGGGAUCCUGCGGCUCAAAAUCAUCAAGAAUAUCCGCAUUGGGGUAGGGCUGGAACAGACAAGGAACAAGACUAAGGUGGUCCUUAAGGAGUGCUACACCCCUCCAGGAUACCUGAGCAUCAAGCUUCUGGAGACGAUAAAUCCCCUCCUGGUGAACGAAGCCCUGGAGUUAGUGUCAAAAACCUUGGAUGAAGUGCUGCCCUUUCUGUUGCAGAAGAUAGUAUGCCCCAAGGUCUCAACCCUCCUCAAUUUACUACUGGAAGACCUGCUGCAGUUUAUUUUGCCUCCAACCAUCUCGGGUGCAGAGGACUUCCAGUACUACGUCAUCACCACAGAGCUCAUGAAAGACACCAUCGUUAUGGAAAUCCUGCUCGUGACCCCUUGUGGCCAACACCAGAGAGUACAAUGGCCUGACCACCAACCCCCUCAGCCUCUCCCCAAAUUAGCCCAUGGCAGCAUGGCAGACCUGGUCUUCUGGCAGGAAGUCUACAAUGGUAUCCUCUCCUGCCUCUACACUAGUGAAGUGAUCCACGUGGAUGCCCAGGACCCCAUGGCUGUCGACCUCGUUCAGCUGUUGUGGCUGAGAGAGCUGGAUCCUGAGCCCAAGGCUUCUCUUCUGUCGGGAGAGAGCAUGGUACUAACCAUCAGCACGCCAGAGUCUCCUACUGUCCACCUGGACAACGGCAUGGCCAUGCUUACCCAGCCAGGCUCACUGGCGCUGCUGGGACCCAGCAACACCUCCUUCUCUUCUGUUUCCUGGAAACUCCACUCGAAGGCUGUGUUUUCCUCAAGAAACCGGAUAUUAAAUGUCCAGAUCCAUCUAGACAGGUGA
This is a messenger RNA of Chrysochloris asiatica (Cape golden mole), 1260 nucleotides long. RefSeq names its product BPI fold-containing family A member 1-like. The coding region runs from base 1 to 1260 and encodes 419 amino acids. The record is from RefSeq and is a predicted model, not a curated record. Lineage: Eukaryota; Metazoa; Chordata; Mammalia; Afrosoricida; Chrysochloridae. The transcript has 11 exons. Gene Ontology annotation, molecular function: lipid binding.